Messenger RNA from Mesorhabditis spiculigera, 1332 nucleotides. The record is from the annotation of a GenBank genome assembly. NCBI's taxonomy places the organism in Eukaryota, Metazoa, Nematoda, Chromadorea, Rhabditida, Rhabditidae.
AUGCGAAGGGCUAUAACUGUCGCCCGGCUCGUCAGCCGCACUGUCCCUCAAUCCAGCAUCUUCACGCCCCAGGUCGUGCUUCAGAGGCGCCUAGAAGUACCCUGCAUCGAACUACGACAAGCCCGCCUAUACAGCGCCCCGAAUCCGGGCCGAAAGGGAUUCCUUGGGAACCUCAUCGAUAAUGUCAAGGAGGAGCUGGAGCGUAACAAGGAGUUGCAGGACAGUAAGAAGAAGCUCAAUGAGAGAAUGAAGGAAUUGAACGACACGGAGGCGCUGAAGGAGGCUAGGAAGAAAUUUGAGAUCGUUGAAAAAGAAAGCGUGAAGAGUUCCGAGGUGAUCAAGGUGAAAAUGCAGGAGCUGACAGAGCAAAUGACCAAGCUUGUGCACGAAAUUCAAAAGACGGAAGCCGGGAAGAAGUUGACGGCGGCGGGGGAAGAGGCUUUAAAGCAAGCCCGUGUCGCCGCCGAGCAAAUCGAGAAAGUAGCUGAGAAAGUUGGCGACACCGAAGUCUACAAAACCGUUUCGACGGGUGUCAAAAGUGUCAAGAAAGAAAUCGACGAUAUCGCCGACGUUCGGAUGUACAGUCGUCCUGAAAAUUUGAAGAAACGCAGCGAAAAUACGCUGAGCCAAGAAUGGGAGCGACGUACGGUAGCUGCCAACGACCAGGCCACCGAUGUGCAAUUGCACAAGGAGUCUCGUUGGUAUGCCGGAUGGGGUCAAUUCACUGAAGACAACAAAUAUUACAAUAAAAUGCUCGACUGGAAGAUCCGCUAUGACGAAAGCGACAACAUCGGCGUCCGCCUGCUUCGCGGGGUGACCGAGCGGGUGUCUGGCCUUUUUAGCGGUUCUAACGAAGUGGCGGACGUACUGACCGAAAUCGCCAAAGUCGACCCAUCGUUUGAUCGGAAUCAAUGGUUGCGCUUCUGUGAAAAGGAAAUCAUCCCCAAUAUUCUGGAGGCGGCUUUUGUCCGGAUGGACGAAGAAGUUCUACAGGACUGGUGUUACGAACGGGCUUAUAUGAUGCUCUCCAACGUGAUUGCCGAGCUGAAAAAGAUCCAUUACCACACGCGUGACAGUAAGAUCAUCGAUGUUAGCAAAGUGGAGUUGGUGUCCGGAAAGAUGGUUGAGCAGGGUCCGGUGCUGGUGAUCUCUUUCCAGGUCUACGUUAUCAAGGUGGUGAAGAACCAAGAGGGAAAAGUGGUCAUCGGCGAUCCGAACAAUGCUGUGCGCCAACAACACGUAUGGGUGAUGUGUCGCGAUAUGGAAGAACUGAACCCAGCCAUGGCUUGGAAACUACUCGAGGCCCAUUAUCAAGACUCGGCCAUCACCGUC